AUGAGCUUCAACUACGACCGCUACGACCGCCGCCAGAACUCCAACAGCCGCAGGAACACGCUCGGCUACUGGGUCCCGCUGACCUUGACUGUUGUUGUUGCGACGGCCGGCCUGGCAGCUUGGGUCUGGUCCGCACGUGAAGACCACGAAGAUGCCUCGUCCGACGACGAUCUGAGCUAUGGCGAGGACAGCAGCAGGGAGAAGGGCAAGACGCCACUCGGCCCGUCGGGCUCCCGCGAUGCCAUGUCGCAGGGCGUCGUGCGAGAGGACGAGAAGGACAUUCUGUCGCGCGCUCAGGGCAUCAUCCGGAGAACGCCCAGCCCGCAGCAGCUGUUCGACACGGUCAGCAAGAAGACGGCCGCGGGGUGGGCAGCAGCUAGUACAGCAGCAGGUGCAGCCUUGGCGAGCAUCCGUGAAGAGGAUAGGGAUGAUUACGGCGACCACAACCGCUGGAGCGAAGAGGCGGCCAUACGGCGCAAUGUCGAGGCCCAGUCUUCGCAGAGCCGCGCUGCCGUCGACACGCAGUCACGGUCCUUCGCCGCAUCAGUGAAGAACCCACCAAAGGGCGGCAAGCGCAGGACCGUUGUAUUGGUCGUCUCAGCAGAGUCGCUCAUGGACAGCCCGCACGACGAAGACGGCUCCUACCGCUCAGAGAACGCUACCAUCCUCUCCCACCUCCCCGACACCGACUUCAACAACACCAAGCUCUUCGUCCUCAUCUACUCGCCCUCCCUGCGCUCCCGCCCACAGUCCCGCGCUGGCACAUCCUCCCUUGGCGACUCGUACUCGGCCAUCUCCACACCUGCACGCACGCCUGGCGAAGAGCUCCAGUCUAUUGACCCGCAUCCUGAGGAACACACCGUCUACACGCCCGCUCUAUCGGCACGCAGCUCCGACAACAUCCUCUGGAACACGCUCCACGCACAAGCCCUACGCCUUGUUGAGAACCCCGCCAUGGUUAUGCCCUUCAGCCAGCCAAGCGGCUUCGUCCACAUGCUGCGCCACAUCAGCCCCGACCUCGUCUACGUUGUGGACGCACUCAGCGGCAUGAGCGGUAGCAACAUCGAGGACAUCAAGCGCUGGGUCGGCCAGACCAUCGUAGUCGUCGGCAGCGACGGCACUGGUCUUGGCGGGCUUGUCGACACAGACGAUGAGAGCUACACGACCAAGAAGAAAUCGACAGAGCACUCGAGCUCCAAAUGGUGGGAGAGUGCUGAUAUGGUUGGCCUUGGUAAGGGUGUUGAGGUCGUUGACGCCUCGAGACUCACAGAUGAUUAUGAGCGACGGGUGGGUGGCCGCGAGUAA
Molecule: messenger RNA, 1305 nt
Organism: Parastagonospora nodorum SN15
Lineage: Eukaryota; Fungi; Ascomycota; Dothideomycetes; Pleosporales; Phaeosphaeriaceae
Exons: 2
Coding region: 1-1305 (434 amino acids)
Source: RefSeq, a predicted model, not a curated record